Erythranthe guttata (spotted monkey flower) is the source of this 1391-nucleotide messenger RNA. RefSeq names its product plant UBX domain containing protein 4 (gene PUX4). The record is from RefSeq and is a predicted model, not a curated record. Gene Ontology annotation, cellular component: nucleus; cytosol. NCBI's taxonomy places the organism in Eukaryota, Viridiplantae, Streptophyta, Magnoliopsida, Lamiales, Phrymaceae. Gene Ontology annotation, molecular function: ubiquitin binding. Gene Ontology annotation, biological process: nuclear membrane reassembly; autophagosome assembly; Golgi organization.
AAGUCCAACUCUUGAUAUAGGAAAAGAAUAAAAACAGGGCUAAAAUAAAUAAAAAAUACCAAAAAAUUGGGAUUUAUAUAAACCCAACCGCUAAAGCCUAGGUGACUGCAAUCGACUCUUCUUCUGCUAAAUUGCUCUGCUGGGGUUCCAAUCCUACGCCACAAAGAUGUCUUCUCGCGACAAGAAACCCUCAAAACCUUCCGGCAGCCGAGCCGGUGGAAUCCGAACCCUUUCAGACCUGAACCGGCCAUCGGGCCAUGAUUCCGACAGUGAUUCCGAUGGUCCCCAGGAGUACUACACCGGCGGAGAAAAAAGUGGUAUGCUUGUCCAAGACCCAUCCAAGGGCAAUGAUGUUGACGCAAUUUUUGACCAAGCUCGACAGCAAGGUGCUGUCCAGGCCCCACUGGAAAAUCUUCAGCCAUCUUCAAGCUCGAGAAGCUUCGCUGGGACGGGAAGAUUGCUAUCAGGUGGAACUGCACCACCGCCAGCUGCUCCACAGCAGCCUGAGACAAUUGUCCAUAACAUUAUUUUCUGGAGAAAUGGUUUCACUGUCGGUGAUGGCCCUUUGAGGAGGUUGGAUGAUCCCGAAAAUGCUACGUUUAUUGAGAGCAUCAGAAAAUCAGAGUGCCCUAAAGAGCUGGAACCUGCAAACAGGAGAUCGUCUGUCAAUGUCAAUCUCAUAAGGAAGGAUGAAAACUACCCUGAACCGGAAGUACCCCACGAUCCAUUUCAAGGAGUGGGCAGAACUCUGGGGAGUAGUUGUAGCUCUGUAACUGGACCAGGUCCCGAGACAACUGUUGGUGCUGCUCCUCCGGUACACGGUGCACCACCCCCAGCCGUGGGCCUUGUUGUGGAUAGAUCACAGCCGUCCACUUCGAUCCAACUCAGGCUGGCUGAUGGGACCCGCAUGGUCUCCCACUUCAAUCACCACCAUACAGUUGCUGAUAUCCGCUCCUUCAUUGAUGCAUCUAGGCCUGGUGGGUCCAGGUCAUAUCAACUCCAGACCGUUGGAUUUCCUCCCAAGAUUCUUGGUGAUCUGACUCAGACUAUCGAACAAGCAGGCUUGUUGAACUCGGUGGUCAUUCAGAAACUCUAAGCAGGCGCACGAUUGUUUACUCUCUCUUUUUUUUUUCUUUUUCUUUUUUUAAUAUCCAUGGUUGACUAUGACUAAACUUGUUGAAUUCAUACUUGUGUUUCUAGAAGGAAAAACGAUAUUUAUUGAAGUUGAAUGCAUAGAAGAAGGUACUCUCAAAAUGUUUUUCCCCUGUUUUGAAGUAAGGUUAUUUGAUAUUUUCAGGAAUAUAGUAAGUACAUUGUGCUGGUUGCUCAGGUAUGUAGCCUGUGUGAUGCUUCCUUUCCUUGUUGAAUAGGAAUGGGAAAAUUUAUUCGAA